CCGGUAGUGGUGGCGGCGGUGGCGGGUGGCGGCAGCGGUCAGCGGUCGGCCAUGGCGGAGGCGGAGGCCGGCGGCGACGAAGUCCGCUGCGUGCGGCUGAACGCCGAGCGGGCCAAGGUACUGCUGGCCGACGUAGACACGCUGCUGUUCGACUGCGAUGGCGUGCUGUGGCGCGGCGAGACGGCUGUGCCCGGCGCGCCGGAGACUCUGCGGGCGCUGCGGGCCCGCGGCAAGCGCCUGGGCUUCAUCACCAACAACAGCAGCAAGACUCGCAGGGCCUACGCGGAGAAGCUAAGGAGCUUGGGUUUCGGCGGCCCGGUGGGACCCGACGCGGGCCUCGAGGUCUUCGGCACGGCCUACUGCAGCGCGCUCUAUCUGCGCCAGCGCCUGGCCGGCGUGCCGGACCCCAAGGCCUACGUGCUGGGCAGCCCGGCCUUAGCCGCCGAGCUGGAGGCCGUGGGUGUCUCCAGCGUGGGCGUGGGCCCGGAGGCGUUGGAAGGCGAAGGGCCGGGCGACUGGCUGGCCGCGCCGCUCGAACCCGACGUGCGCGCGGUAGUGGUGGGCUUCGACCCACACUUCAACUACAUGAAACUCACCAAGGCCGUGCGGUACCUGCAGCAGCCCGACUGCCUGUUCGUGGGCACCAACAUGGACAACCGGCUCCCGCUGGAGAACGGCCGUUUCCUUUCGGGUACCGGCUGUCUGGUGCGAGCCGUGGAGAUGGCCGCCCAGCGCCAGGCGGACAUCAUCGGGAAGCCUAGCCGCUUCAUCUUCGACUGCGUGUCCCAGGAGUAUGGCAUCAACCCGGACCGCACCGUCAUGGUGGGAGACCGCCUGGACACAGACAUCCUCCUGGGCGCCACCUGUAGCAUGAAGACUAUCCUGACCCUCACCGGAGUCUCCAGUCUUGAGGAUGUGAAGACUAAUCAGGAAAGUGACUGCAUGUACAAGAAGAAAAUGGUCCCUGACUUUUAUGUUGACAGCAUAGCCGACCUCUUGCCUGCCCUUCAAGGUUAAAGAUCUAGUAUCUUUAACCUCUGGAAUAAAAAAAAGAAAGAAAGAAAACCAGUUACCUAAAUUAAUAGGUGGGGCUUACAAAUGGCUGUUAGGUUGCUACAGGUUAAUUGGAGUUAAGCAAAGGCAGUAGUUAACCUUGUAAGUAAACUUUGGGGGCGGGGUGUUGUUUACAGAUGAUUGUAUUUUAAGAUGCACUUUUAAACCUGGAAGGCAUUAUGGGGUGGGUCCUGGGCUUUAUAUGUGUUGGCAUGGGUGGGCAUAGCGUCUCCCCAGGAUUCGGGUUACCUGAAGUGGGUCAAGGGUUUUGUGUCGUGCUUUAUACUGAAAAAAUGUUUUCAGAGAUCAGACCCUGGGAUGGGCGAAGAGGAAAGGAAGGGCUCUUAAUGAGACAUGUGUGCCCACCAAAAGCUGGGGUUUCCCCCCCGUGUCAUCCUACAGCAGAGAAGCCUGCUGCUGUGCCUCAGUUCCUCACCUGCAGGGUGGGGUGGAGGAAGCUACUCCCAGGUGGGAUUACUGUUGUUGGGGUUUAGUAUGCUGCCCUUGACAACUUCCACUCGCCCCUACUUCCUUGAAAACCUCUUUGAUGUCACAAUUGUCUGUUUCAGAUGCCCAGCACUACAGCCCUCAUGCACAGUAACAGCCUAGCUAAAUUGUGGCUCUCGUGUGUGGUCUGCUGAGCAGCCAAGGGGUAUGGAUGCUUGCACUGAACUCCAUACUGCUGUACAGGGAUCUUAAAACAGUGUUUAAUUU
Peromyscus leucopus (white-footed mouse) is the source of this 1767-nucleotide messenger RNA. RefSeq names its product phosphoglycolate phosphatase (gene Pgp). Gene Ontology annotation, cellular component: cytoplasm. The transcript is spliced from 2 exons. The coding region runs from base 52 to 1017 and encodes 321 amino acids. Gene Ontology annotation, molecular function: sn-glycerol 3-phosphatase activity. The record is from RefSeq and is a predicted model, not a curated record. Lineage: Eukaryota; Metazoa; Chordata; Mammalia; Rodentia; Cricetidae.